Molecule: messenger RNA, 615 nt
Organism: Gambusia affinis (western mosquitofish)
Lineage: Eukaryota; Metazoa; Chordata; Actinopteri; Cyprinodontiformes; Poeciliidae
Gene: fuom
Product: fucose mutarotase
Exons: 6
Coding region: 108-572 (154 amino acids)
Biological process (GO): fucose metabolic process
Molecular function (GO): racemase and epimerase activity, acting on carbohydrates and derivatives; fucose binding
Source: RefSeq, a predicted model, not a curated record
GCCAGUAGGUGCUGAAAAGCUAAACAAGACGGAAGUAGAUACAGGGAAAUCCUGUCGGUUCGUUAGGAUUUCUGCCUCUGUGAAUUCUAAGCUGUUCGGCUUGCAGGAUGGUGGUUCUGAAGGGGAUCCCCUCUGUUUUAUCACCCGAGCUGCUGUACGCGCUGGCCAAAAUGGGCCAUGGGGAUGAACUGGUACUUGCAGAUGCUAAUUUCCCUGCGUCUUCUAUUUGUGCCUGCGGUCCAAAAGAGAUCAGAGCUGAUGGUCUGGGAAUCCCACAACUUUUAGAAGCGAUUUUAAAGUUGUUGCCCUUGGAUACCUAUGUCGACAGACCGGCAGCAGUCAUGGAUCUGGUAGACAGUGACAAACGGAGAUGUUUAACUGUCCCAGUGUGGAACACUUACAUACAGCUCCUCAGCCAGGCAGGCUCGCAGAGCUCUCUGGAGAAAAUGGAAAGAUUUAAUUUCUACGAACGAGCUAAAAGGGCCUUCGCUGUCGUGGCAACAGGGGAAACUGCUCUUUAUGGAAACUUAAUAUUGAAGAAGGGAGUCAUUCCUGCUGAGAUGCUGCAGUGAAGGAAAUAAUUUUGCCAGAGGUUCCAAUUUUUUAGGAAUCUGA